UGGCGGGUCUAUUGCGCUGCCCGACGUGUUAUUCCACACGGUGAGGGAGAAAAAGAUCCACAACGCACCGCUCCCGACAGACCGCCCCUUCACGGAGAUGGGCAUCGGCCACGGAGGUUACAUCAUCGUCAGGAAGAAGGGCCGAGGCAGCAGCGCCGCAGCAGAAGAAACAACGGAAAAGGAAGGACCCGACGCCUUGAACAUGACGCGAGCCCCCGCUCCUUGAUCGAUCGGGUGGCGCAUACCUUGCGUUUCGGUUUGCAUUUUGAGGGCGGCACCUGGCUUCCGACGGGCGGCAACAACUCGGACACCGAGGAGGAAGAGAAGGACAAGUUCUCCGGAGCAGCGACACGUUCAACGCACGCCAGUCGGCACACGCGGAACCCCGGGCGAUUCAUCUUUUGCUGCAACACCUCGAACGCCGGGGUGUUACCGUUCCAGGCGCAUCCAUCGCCCGCGAAGAAAGCGUCGACAGCGGCGCAAAUUUAA
Messenger RNA from Trypanosoma theileri, 489 nucleotides. RefSeq lists its product as uncharacterized. The transcript has a single exon. The annotation marks the transcript as partial. The record is from RefSeq and is a predicted model, not a curated record. NCBI's taxonomy places the organism in Eukaryota, Euglenozoa, Kinetoplastea, Trypanosomatida, Trypanosomatidae.